GAUGAGUUAAAAACCCAACACGGGUUUUGUUCAAAGGAAGGAUCUUGACACAUGUACUAAAAGCACAGGUACCUUUUCGUUACUUACAACUCAAAAAGAAAAAGAAAAGAAAAAAAAACUAUUUUCUGCAUCUACGAGGUUGAUAAAGGUUUGUCCUUUGAGAUUCCUGAAACUAGUUUAAGCUUGUAGCAAUCAUUGUGGUGCCAUGGAAGCUGUGCAAAAGCAGUCAAAGUUUUAAUUUUUAUACAAGUAAUCUCCUUAAGGUGACUCUUCCUGGGUUUUAGUUAAUCUGAAGUGUUGUGUGUUUCAAAUGGCUGAUCUUCAAGAGAGGAUGUCACUCUCCUCAUCUUCAUCCUCCUCAUCAUCAUCGUCUCUGUCACUAUCAACAAUGGCAAUAGAUGGAGAGCUCUGGAUGGUUGCCGAGGAAAGGGCUCAGGAGAUACUAAACGCCAUCCAACCUGUCUUUGUCUCAGACAAAAGCAGGAACGAGAUCAUCGAUUAUGUCCAGACCCUUAUUAAAGAUCGUCUUGGAAUUGAGGUCUUCUUGUUUGGCUCGGUGCCACUAAAAACAUAUCUACCAGAUGGAGAUAUUGAUCUGACAGUCCUAACUCCUCAAGAUAAAGAGGAGGACUUGGCUAAUGCAUUGUGCAGUAUGCUUAGAGCUGAAGACGGAGGAGAAUCUGAUUUCCAUGUAACUGAUGUUCAAUACAUCCCAGCACAGGUUAAGGUCAUAAAAUGCAGUAUCAGGAACAUUGCUGUAGACAUCUCCUUCAAUCAAAUGGCUGGACUCUGCGCAUUAUGUUUCCUAGAGCAGGUUGACCAGAUUUUUGGGAAGGACCAUCUGUUCAAGCGUAGCAUCAUCUUGAUCAAAGCUUGGUGCUACUAUGAGAGCCGCAUCCUCGGCGCCAACACUGGAUUGAUUUCGACUUAUGCAUUGGCAGUACUAGUCUUGCAUAUCAUCAACAUCUCUUAUUCAUCACUCUCUGGUCCUUUAGCUGUGCUGUUUAAGUUCUUGGAUUACUAUGCAUCAUUUGAUUGGGACAGCUACUGUGUAACUGUCAACGGUCCAGUCCCCAUAUCUUCUCUGCCUGAUAUGCCUUGUAAUGAUGCUGAGGUUGUCCUGAACGAGAAGUUCUUCAGAGAGUGCAUUGAGUUGUAUUCGGUUCCAACUAAAGCUGUUGAAGCAAACGGUCAUUACUUCCCUGUGAAGCAUUUCAACAUAGUGGAUCCUUUGAAGCACAGUAACAACCUUGGCCGUAGUGUGACAAAAGGCAAUUUGCAACGUAUAAGACAUGCUUUUACUCUGGGAGCUAGGAAGCUCAAAGAUGUGCUCUCAGUGCCUGGAGAAGCCAUGGGAUGGAAACUGGAGAAGUUCUUUUGUAGCUCGUUGGAGAGGAACGGCAAGGGACAGAGACAAGACGUGGAGGAGCCUGUCGUGGCGUUUGGCACUGGGAGAGCAGAAGCGUCUGAGCUCAGAGGAGACUUUGAAGGAUACUUCAAGAGUCUUGUUUAUGGGAAAGGGUUUCACGGAGAGACUCAGCAUAAGUGGAUCCCUCAGGGGCAGGGGCAAGACCACACAAGUUCUUGGGACAUUGUUCGUUGGUUUGUGGCCGGACAAAAGAAUGAUUUCCAUCGGAGGAAUAUGAAUGGUUCAUCAAACUCGUUGCAGAACAUGAGGAGAUCAAGAGGGACAGGCACUUACAUUCCUGAAAUGAGUCAGCAAUCUUAUACAGAGAGGUUCAGUGGCAAACCGAGCACGGUGAACUCAUUGCCUUCAGCAUCUCAGUCUCAACUUGUCAAACAGAAUAUUUGAAUUGGUUUCUUAGGUUUUAUCUCUUAUGUUUACCAACAGAAAACAAUGACUAAGAGUUUUUUUUUUGUUUUGUUAUGGUGCUAAAUGUGAAGUUCCAGAGGUUAAACGCA
Brassica napus (rape) is the source of this 1923-nucleotide messenger RNA. RefSeq lists its product as uncharacterized. The transcript has 8 exons. The coding region runs from base 311 to 1813 and encodes 500 amino acids. Gene Ontology annotation, molecular function: nucleotidyltransferase activity. The record is from RefSeq and is a predicted model, not a curated record. Lineage: Eukaryota; Viridiplantae; Streptophyta; Magnoliopsida; Brassicales; Brassicaceae.